AUGAACGCUCUCACGGACGGACUCACCCAGCUCAAGAACACCCUAUCUGCGACCGGUCCAACCAAGAUGGAAGUGGAGGUGCCGACCCGGCCGUCGUUUAAGCUUCCCCAGCCCCGUACUUUCCUCGCCAAGCUUGGUUUGGCCUACGAAGAACUUGAAAAGAGGGCGUCGCCCACAGUGCUCCUGGGCUGCGAAGCCAUGCAACUCGUGUACACAGGGUUCACAGUCCCGUUUCGCAUUGGAUUCAUGUACAACCCAUACUUCACGUCGAUGCCGUCGCCAAGACCAGAGUUUCCCGAGGUCGUCAUGUACUUGCUGUUGGCGCUAGACAUCCUCUUCGACUUAAUCGCGCUCGUGGCGGCGCUUCGGAUUCUCAAAACUCCAGGAGCUGUCAACGCAGUCGUGCCCAUCGAUCAAUCGGAGCCAAGUUUCAGUGUCAAGGCGACGCAUCACCGCAACUCGGAGUUCCAGCAGUCACUACUAAAGGGCCUUCGGCGGUACCAAAUCAUCGCCGAGUGGCUUGCGCUCCUUCCAUUCGACUUGGUGUUCAUCGGCCAGCCCAACGCGAUGAUCCUAUGCCGCAUCCCCAAGCUUCUGCGCAUGUACAAAGUCCCAGAAAUCACCCGUCUCGUCAAACAAGCGUUCGCCGAACACGAACUCCUCUCUGGGUUUCACAAUGUCGGGAUGUCCCUGCUAGCUGGCGUCCUCUUGCUCAGUUUGGCUCUCAUCCACUGGGCUACGUGCCUCUUCCUGCUCGUGGCCCACUUGGAGUGCGGAUUCUACUUGGACCAAACAGUCAGCGGGCAAACGUGCUGGGCAAACUAA
Molecule: messenger RNA, 825 nt
Organism: Aphanomyces invadans
Lineage: Eukaryota; Oomycota; Saprolegniomycetes; Saprolegniales; Verrucalvaceae
Exons: 3
Coding region: 1-825 (274 amino acids)
Source: RefSeq, a predicted model, not a curated record